Molecule: messenger RNA, 3092 nt
Organism: Sarcophilus harrisii (Tasmanian devil)
Lineage: Eukaryota; Metazoa; Chordata; Mammalia; Dasyuromorphia; Dasyuridae
Gene: CLEC17A
Product: C-type lectin domain containing 17A
Exons: 10
Coding region: 90-1112 (340 amino acids)
Source: RefSeq, a predicted model, not a curated record
GGUAAGGAGGAUGAGACUUGAGUCUGAACGACUCAAGAACUGAGCAGCAGAGGUAUCCUGGCUCCUCUCCUUCCAGGCUGUAGACAGGGAUGUCUUUCCCUAGAGUAACUGAGAACACAGAAGGGGAUGAUUAUGAGAACAUGGCUCCAACUGAAGAAGACCUUCCUCCUGAGCCAGGGACCAGGAAGUUUCCACGUCCAGGUAGCAGACUGGGAUGGCUAAGAGGUUCAAUAGUUCCCCCAAGACCUCCCCGAGCAGGGAAGAAAAUAAUGAAACCAGCACUUCCCAGCAAGUCCCCACAAGCAGCAGGCUUGAGUCCUGCAGUUGUGAACUGUCCCACACUUCCCCAGAUGGGCUUGCACCUGAACUCCCCUGCCUAUCAACUAUCCCAGAUGGCUGCUCCCAAUCCCCAGCCCAUUCAGGAGUUUCAGCCCAGCCAGGUACCCCAGCUCAUCCAGAUGCCCCAGCCCAGCCAAAUGAUCCAUUCCAAUCAAGGAUUUCAGUUCACUCAGGUAUCUCAGCUCAGCCAAGGAUCCCAACUCACCCAGAAGCUUGAGUCCAGCCAGAAAAGAAAGAUCCCCCAGUUCAGUCGGAAGGAGAAAAUGACAGUGUGUUUUUGUAUACUGGUGGGGAUAUCAUUGCUUCUGGGAGUGACAAGCCUUGCUGUGACCUUGAUGAAGUUGACUGGACCAAGGGAUCUGGUUGGACUAAGGAAGUACAUUGAUCGAAUCCGAGAUGACACCAACCGAACCAUAACUGAACUUCGAGAUAUAAUUGACUGUGCCAGAAAGUCCUGUCCAAAGAAUUGGCUUCUUUUUGGGAACAGCUGCUACUUCUUCUCAACAGUAACCAAGAGUUGGGAUGCUGCCAGUAUAUUUUGCUUGGAGAAUUACUCUCAUCUGGUUAUCAUCAGCAGCACUGAGGAACAGAACUUUGUGACCCAGGCCCGUAGCUUAUUCCGGACCUAUUGGCUGGGGCUGACUGACAGAGAAACGGAAGGGAAGUGGCAAUGGCUGGAUGGUUCUUCUCUUAUUUUAAGGCAAGUUCUGUUGUCUCCAAGGUUUCUACCUCUCCUGCAAUGGAGCCAGAUUGUGUGGAUAGAAGAAUUUUGAGGAAAACAAGUAUACAGAUAAGUGAAUGCAAAAUAUAUACAAAAAGACUUUGUAUUUGCAAAGUUGAUUAGUCCAUCAAUUUGUUGAGUAGGAAGUGCAUUUCAGGGAUGGAGGAUGCAUCAGAUACAGAAGAGUUAAAGAAGGCAAGAUUAAUUCAGGUGAUGGCUUGUCUUCCCAUUUGAAAAAGUAUGUAGUUUGCCUGAAGGGGAGCAAUGUGAAGAAAUGACAACUAAGACUGAAGCCAGAUUGUGAGAGGCUUUAAACACCAGAAUGAAGAGCCAAUAUUAUCCUUGCUGACACAGAGCAUGAUGCAAAGCUGGGAACAAAGGAGAUACUUAGUAAAUAAGGUUAAUAGAAUGGGGAUAACCCUUUCAAGACAACCAAAACUUAGGGGAGUUCUGACAAUGACUUCCUGUUAAAAAAAAUUAUCCUUCCUAGAAGCAAUAUUUUGAGCGAAUUAGGGGAGGAGAAAGAGUAGGAGGAGGAAGAGGAGGAGAAGGGAGAAGAAUAAAUUAGUUUGAGAGAGACAGAUUUCCACUUGAAUUAAGGGAAAUUUUCCUAACAAUUAGACUGCUCCAAAGUGGGAUGAAUUAUCUUGGUAUGUCUGGUGAAAUUCCUAGACUCUACCAAUGGAUAUCAUCAAAAGCUGCAUGACUACUACUAAUUGUAGAUAUUGUACAAAGGGAUUCCUGUUCAGCCUUGGGCUGAUACAGAUCUCUUUUAGCUCUAAUAACUGGUAUUUAUAUAGCACUUGAAGAUUUGCAAAGUACUUUAAAAAUAUCUGUUUGGAUCCUUACAAAUCCUGAGAGGUGGAGGAUUUUAUAAUUCUCAUUUUACAAAUGAGGCGACAGAAGCAGAUAAAUGUUAACUGACUCGCCUAGAGUCACAUAGUAAGUAUCUAAGGAUUUGAAUUCAGAUAUUCCUGACCUGGAGUCUAUCAUACCACCACUGUGCUUCUCAAGUGGGAGAGAAUAAGUGAUCUGAGAUAGAAUUAUGCAGUACUCAAGAGGAAGGACAAGAGCUAGGAAGAGUAAAUUGGAGCAGGAGAUGAUAGAAGUGCUCAUCAAGAAAAUUUAGUUCUGAAGUUUAGGGUCACUAAACAUGAAUACCUUUAUUGUUUUUACUAUUCUCUCUUUUCUCUAGCUUCUGGAAAGAUGGAGAGCCCAAUAAUAAAUUCAAUGAAGACUGUGGCUUCUUGCUCCCAGAUGGUCAAUGGAAUGAUGCAAAUUGUGAUAUCGCCACAUAUUGGAUUUGUGAGGGGAAAUCUACUUGUUGAUUUUCUUAAGUGAAGUUGUGGGUUAGACCCAGGACUUAUUCUUCUAAGAUGAGUGUUCAGAUUUAGGGUAGAAACUUUCCCUCCCAGAAAAUGGUCCUGUCCCAACUCUUUGCUUGCCAAGGGCCUCAGAUUGCUAUGACAAAUCUGUGGUCACUGAUUUCUUCCCUACAAUACCUGAUUCAGCCAUAUCCAGUAAGAUGGAUAUCAAUUUAAUUUCAAGGACCAGCAUUUGGGUCAGAAUAUUCCAUAAUGUGACAAUGAGCCCUGAGCUAAGCCCACUAUGAGGUGAGUAGGAUCAAAGUAUGGGGGAGAGGUUCACUUUGGGCCUUAACACUUAGUUCUCAUAGCCUUGAUGCCUUGUUAGGUCAUCAUGCAGCUGAAAACCAUCACUAGGAGUUUGAGCUAGGGGUUUAGGCUUGCUUUCAGAUCAAGGGUUUGCUUUGCUCCAAGAAUCUCUGCUUGAUCCAAUAUGGACUGAGCUUCAAAGAAGUCUCUUGGUGUUAUAGAGUCUCUUGGAUGAGGGAAAACAUAAAAUUGAACCAAGUCACUGAGCUGGUGUGACUUCUCUAAGUCCACUCAAGAGGCUGAGCAGAACUGAACCAACCUUUGAAGAAUAGGUGAAGAAAGAUAUCUCUUCCCCCUCCUCUCCCUCUGCCCCCGCCCCAUAUUAGUCAUGUUGUGAAAGAAGAAUCAGAAUAAAAGGG